Messenger RNA from Peromyscus eremicus (cactus mouse), 911 nucleotides. It is a transcript of the gene Trem1, whose product is annotated as triggering receptor expressed on myeloid cells 1. NCBI's taxonomy places the organism in Eukaryota, Metazoa, Chordata, Mammalia, Rodentia, Cricetidae. The transcript has 4 exons. Bases 342 to 899 code for a protein of 185 amino acids. The record is from RefSeq and is a predicted model, not a curated record. Gene Ontology annotation, biological process: cytokine production involved in immune response; neutrophil chemotaxis; neutrophil-mediated killing of gram-negative bacterium.
AAGGGUGGACCAGUCAUCCUGUGACAGAGUAAUCAAAAUGAAUUCAACACAGCCCUGAGCCUCUGCUGGCCUGUCUCUGGGUGUGUGGCCACCCUCCUCCUCUUCCAUUUUCUUGGGACAGCACCUCAUGCAGUCCAGGCUGAUCCCAAAUUUACUGUGUAGCUGAGCAUUAUCUUGAACUUUUUCCUGAGGGCAGAGCAGGCCUUCUGAAGCCUGACACAUCCUGUGUGGGCAGACAAGGGCUCUACUAAAGUGAAGUCCGAGCUGCCGUUGAUCCAGCUGAAGAAAGGUAUGAGCUACUUGAGGGGCAGACCUUGACAGUGAACUGCCCCUUCAACAUCAUGAAAUAUGCCAGCAGCCGGAAGGCUUGGCAGAGGCUGCAGGAUGGAAAGGAACCCUUGACACUGGUGGUCACAGAGGGGUCGUCUGCAAAUCCCAGUGAAGUCCGCGUGGGGAAGUACACACUGAAAGACGACCCUGCUGAGGCCAUGUUGCACGUCCAAAUGACUGACCUUCGAGUGACAGACUCUGGAUUGUAUCGCUGUGUCAUUUACUACCCUUCUAAAGAACCUAUUCAACUCUUGCAUCCUGUCCGCCUGGUGGUGACCAAGGAUUCUUCAGGUCUGCCCACCCUAAGCAUCACUCCUACUACAAUCCCAACUAAAGCUCCCAUCCUUAUUACCACAAAACACCUGCCGAGACACAGGACUGUGACCCAACCCUUCCCCAAGUCCACAGCUGGUGUCUCUUCUCCUGACCCUGGAGUCACCUUCCCAAAUGUGACAACUGUUACCAGGGUCUCCAUAUCCAGCAUCGUCGUUCCCGUGGUCUGUGGACUCUUCAUUAAGACCCUGGUCUUCACUGUCUUGUUUGCUGUCACACAGAGGUCAUUUGGGUGACAGACCAUGAAA